UCGACUGAGUGAAUGCAUUGCAUAUAAAUUCGAUCACCCGUCCAAGAGUGUUUGAAAGGGAGCUGGCAGCAGAGAGGCAUUCGAGGGCUUGAGGAACACUACCAGAUUUCCGUCGUUACUCCACAUCGGUGCCCGGACCAUGGUUGCCCCGCACCAGGCGAUGCAACCCUUUCAGCAGCCCCGGGGACAUCCCCAGUUCCAACCGAUGCAGACGAUGCAAAACUCACCGUUAUUCCAGCAAUCCCGGUCACAGCAACCGCUGCACGCUCAGCCGCCACAGCAGUCGCAGGCUCAGCAGCUACAGCACGCUCAGGUAUCGCCACAGUCGCAGCCAUUACAACACUCUCAACAGCCGCAGUCCACCCAGUCCUCUCAGCAGCCGCAGCUGUACCAGCAGCCUCAGCAGCCGCAGCUGUACCAGCAGCCUCAACCGGCCCAACAGGCUCAGCAGCCUCAACCGGCCCAACAGGCUCAGCAGCACACGCCCGAGCAAGUCCACUCGCAAAUCCAGAUACCAUCAAGUGUCGAUCCCGGUCAAUCACGACCCAACAACGGGUAUUUCCUAGGAGAAAUUGAUCCCCUAGACUAUGUUCAACAAUCAUCGUCAGCUGCAAUGUCAGUCAGACCCAGCGGUCUUAUUGGAGAGCUCGACAGAAGAUUUGCUCAAAUUGGUCGGAAGGUCGACGCUGUUAGAAUUUUACUGGAAAAUCUCGGGCGAGUUGUGGAACAACAACACCAAGAAUCGUCAGAGGAGUCUAGAAUACUGAGUGGCAGAAUCGCAGAGGUGGAUCUCAAGUCGGCGAAGAAUGUGGCGACGGUUCUUAAGGCCAUUCACAAGUUGGGAGAGCACAAUCAUGAUAUGAUCAAGGAUAUUAUCUCCUCCGGGUUGAGCGAGAGAGUUCUGCCCCAGCCCGAACUCGACCAGAACGGAACCUUCGGCGACUUCAUCAAUUCCUAGUCCCAGCCAUAAUUGAACCCAGUUCAUAGGUUCGGAUAUGUACUGUUCCCAGGUUUUUGGUUUGUUGUAUAUGAGCAAAACAUAAAUGGGUCGGACUACAGUUGAUGUCAGAUGUGCCGUUAUUCUUUAAGAUAUCGAGCCGGCGAUUAUGCAAUAUAUCUCUAUGGAAUCUCCG
Microdochium trichocladiopsis is the source of this 1133-nucleotide messenger RNA. RefSeq lists its product as uncharacterized. Lineage: Eukaryota; Fungi; Ascomycota; Sordariomycetes; Xylariales; Microdochiaceae. The transcript has 5 exons. The record is from RefSeq and is a predicted model, not a curated record. Bases 140 to 958 code for a protein of 272 amino acids.